Molecule: messenger RNA, 534 nt
Organism: Thelazia callipaeda (thelaziosis nematode)
Lineage: Eukaryota; Metazoa; Nematoda; Chromadorea; Rhabditida; Thelaziidae
Source: the annotation of a GenBank genome assembly
AUGGAAAAAAAGGAAGAUGCAGAAAUUAAAAAAAAGUUGGAGCAGACCCUUUCAAUUUUCAAAAGGCUUUCCUUGAAGGCUAGUGAUAGGAGAGACGAUGAAUAUAAUGGCUGUAGCAAAAUUUCUCAGAAACUCUCACAAGCAAAUGUAAAAUAUCAAAAUGUGGAGCAGUCAUCAACAGUAUCGGGAUAUGCACGCGGUUUUGCCAACAUACGUGCUCUAUAUAGGUAUAAACCGUACUGGUCACCAAUUAUAAGAAUAAGUGACGCAUCAAAUCGAAAUUUUAUCAUCGAAAAGCUUGGCUGCAUUAAGUUGAAAGGAGAUAUUCGAGACUUGCGAAUUUUAUUGGCUGAAAGCACCACAACUUUGAAAAGAAGUAACAAUUCAAGUUGUUCAUUGGAAGCACGUUGUUCAUCAUGGGAUUUAGAUGACGAAGGAGUGGAUGGUGCUGUUGCUGAACUAGCUGAAUAUUUUGAUCAGUUUGUUACCAUUUCAUUGAAAAUGUCGGCUUUAGCUGAAAGUAUGUAUGCGUAA